AUGGAUAUAGAUUUGGGAUACGACUCGGUCGCCGAAUCGGCGGCUAAGCGUAGGAAGAUCCGCAAAGGGACUAAAAGUUGCUGGGAGUGCAAAAAGCGGAAGAUGAAAUGUGUCUAUGCAGUCCUGGGCUCUCCGACUGAUGCUAAUGUUGAAGCCAUAUGUGUUGGCUGCCAGCAUCGAGGGUCCAAAUGUGUGAGUCAGAAGUAUGAAUUUGUGGAUGGGGGAGAUAAAUCGGGACUUCCCGACCGGAGGGGACGACACCAUGCGAGAGGUCAAGAUAAAGGCCGUAUUACGCGGGUUGAGGCCUUGGUUGAGGAGCUCAUCAAGAAGGUGGACCGCCAUGGGAGUGUAUAUGCACCUGCUAAUAGCGAUAUUCCUGCAUCUAUUCAUGGGAUCCUUACUCCUGCAUCAACAGGCCAAGAAUCUUCACAUUUAUUGUCUUCAAGCAAGCCUUCGAAUGAUUUCGGCCCGACCACAACUGAGGGAAGACAUGAAAACUUAUCCCAGAGAUUGCACGCCUCCCUACCCUCGCGACAAGUAAUCGAGAUGAUAUACAAAUCCCGCGGGAGAAAAGCUAUACUUUUUAACGAGAUCCUAAAUACUCCAUAUGCUGCCCUUAUGCAGAACGGCCUCAAGCCAGCAGAAACUUUACUCGAAAUACCUAGUCCGAACUCACAUCCAGUCCUGAUUGCGAGGCAUAUGCUUUACAUUGCUGGUUUCCUACAACAUAUCAAUCCUGACGCUAUUAGGACGACAGCCGGCUUGCCGGAAUCAUUCCUGGCAUUGAUGAAAAGAUUAACAAAAACAGCCAUUGAUCUGGUUACUACAAAUGACGCAUUCUUUGGCAGCAUCGAAGCACUGGAGUGUGUUAUGCUAGAAAGCAUGUACCAUCAUGACGGUGGAAAUCUACGACGAAGCUGGAUAGCGAACCGAAGGGCUAUGGUCAUUGCACAAAUGAUGAACCUUCACCAAAGUGAAAGUCAAGCAAAAUUUAAGGUGCUUGACAACAAAACAAAAGCUCACCCGCAGUUCAUGUGGUUCCGAAUUGUGUCCCUCGACCGUAAUUUGUGUCUCAUGCUGGGCCUUACUCAAGGCUCCCUCGAUCAGAGCAUGGCCGCCGGUACAGCAUUCAGAGAUGAUAUUCCCAUGGGCCGCCUGGAGAGGAUGCAUUGUACUCUCGCGUCUCGAAUAUUAGAGCGCAAUGAGUCUGACCAGUGUAUCAAUGAUUUCACCCUGACGGAAGAACUUGAUUUAGAGCUACAGAAAGCGGGAAGAACUAUGCCUAGCAAAUGGUGGCUUGUGCCAACACUGGACGGUACAACAGAUGACCCACAAGCCCUCUUUUUGGAUAUGGGGCGCCUUUUCAGCCAAUUAUAUCAUUAUAACUUGCUCAAUCAGCUCCAUUUGCCUUAUAUGCUUCGUUCAUCAUUUGAGCGAAAGUACGAAUAUUCAAGGAUGACCUGCGUGAAUGCCUCUAGGGAGGUUCUCUUGCGAUUUAUUGCAUUUCGUGGUCAAAAUAAGACCAAUUUUUGCUGUCGAACAGUUGACUUCUUUGCACUUAUGGCAGCUAUUACUCUGCUGCUGGCGCAUCUCGAUAGCCACCGAUUUUCACAGACGAGCAACCUCUUAGCGCACCAAUAUCUUAGUGAUCGUGCAAUGAUAGAGCAAGCGCAGGUGAACAUGGAAGAGAUCAGUCAAAUUAAUGGCGAUGCUUUAAGUGCCCAAAGUGCGAGCUUAUUGCAUAAGUUGCUAGCCAUUGAUUCCGAAACAGCAGGUGGCGUCAGUACGGAGAGUGUUAGCGUUCAGACGCCAGGAAAUGAAAUUUUACAGUCAAGCGAAAACGACAGCAACGUCGUCCGCGUACAAAUACCCUACUUCGGUGUCGUCAGAAUUGCCCGUCGGGGAGUUGUUUGCAAAGAAACAACACAUCUACCAGCUCCGACGACUGGUAUCAAUAACACUAAAAACUCGGAAGCUGCAUUGCGUGAUUCCCGCUCUGGUCUCUUGGAGGGAAAUACAUUCCCUCAAUCGAUGACUGCAGGGGAAUGCAGCUCUUUCGAUGGCAUUCAUUCUCCCCCGGCCCAGUUCACAUCGCGAUACCAAGAUGUGGCUUCUGAUACGCUCCCACAUAACUAUGAGGAUCCUUUGCUGACUGCGGGGGUGGACGACUGGGCAUUCCAAGGCGUCGAUAUGGCUUUCUUUGACAACAUAAUGAGAGGACUCGAUAACGAAAAUAAUUCACAAACGUGGGGUGAUAACCCUUACUCUUAA
Molecule: messenger RNA, 2271 nt
Organism: Penicillium angulare
Lineage: Eukaryota; Fungi; Ascomycota; Eurotiomycetes; Eurotiales; Aspergillaceae
Exons: 2
Coding region: 1-2271 (756 amino acids)
Biological process (GO): regulation of DNA-templated transcription
Molecular function (GO): zinc ion binding; DNA-binding transcription factor activity, RNA polymerase II-specific
Source: RefSeq, a predicted model, not a curated record